GAGGCUCCGUGUCCAUCUAUCCAUUAAGCUUCAAGGCAAAAUAAGAAGACUCGCAGCACCACGACCAUGUCCACAGUGUUCGACCUGGGAGUCGAUCACUCGCGCCGCGAGCUCCUUGGCUAUGGCGCCACACCUCCAGACCCUCGCUGGCCAGGUGGGGCCAGGAUUUGCGUGUCGUUUGUCGUCAAUUACGAAGAAGGCGCCGAGCAUAUCGGCACCUCGCCGUCGUCGUCGACAGGCUCACGGGAGAACUACAACGAAAACGACGGCCAUGCCGAGGUUUUUCUCACAGAGAGCGGUGUGGGACCUACGGUGGGUACUCCAAAGCCGCAACGCAACCUCAACGUCGAGCAGCAGUACGAGUUCGGUGCCCAUCGAGGGUUCUGGAGGAUACUUGCCCUCUUCAAGCGACACAACCUCCGAUUCACCUCUUGGGCUGUGGGCAGGGCCGUGCAGCUCAACCCUUCCGUGGCCAAGGCGAUGGAAGAGGCCAAGUGUGAGGUGGCCUCGCACGGCUGGCGGUGGAUCGAUUACGCUUCCCUCACGGAGCAGGAGGAGACGCAGCACGUCAAGCUGGCCAUCGACGCACUAGCCAAAGCUUCGUCUGAUGGCAAGACAAGACCCCGUGGCUGGUACACGGGCAGACAGAGCUUGCAGACGCGAAGAAUCGUCUACGAAACGUAUCGUGAGCUGGGCAUGGCCGAGCAGUACUACGAUUCGGACGCCUAUGAUGAGGACCUGCCCUACUACGUCAAGUCUCCGUCGCCGUCCAAAGAAAAGGCCUCGCCGCCCCUGCUUGUCAUCCCUUACACGCUCGACAACAACGACAUGAAGUUUGGCAUCGCUCCUGGUUUCAGCACCUCGGACCACUUCUUCACCUACCUCAAGGACGCCUUUGACGUCCUUCUGGCCGAGGGCAAGGCGGGCGAGCCAAAGAUGAUGUCCAUUGGUCUGCAUUGCCGCAUGGUCGGUCGGCCAGGAAGGUUGGCCGGCCUGGCCAGAUUUAUCGAUUACGUCAAGGAGCACGAGCAGACGGGGCUGGCUUGGGUACCGACAAGGGACGAGAUCGCAGACCACUGGAGAAAAACGUACCCUCCUCAGCAAUAGAAUUGGAUUUGUCACUGGCUUCAUUUGCUUUGCUCCUGCUUGCGUACGGAUGUCGCGGCUCUCUGUGAUGGUAGUUGGGGACCCUCCGCUCGAACGCCUUGUUCCCUGUCAUGGGAAUUCCAAAGGCUUCGCAACACCGGUGUCUGUAUGCUAUCCUUGCAAGUUCUGAU
Acaromyces ingoldii is the source of this 1277-nucleotide messenger RNA. Its product is annotated as glycoside hydrolase/deacetylase. The record is from RefSeq and is a predicted model, not a curated record. Gene Ontology annotation, biological process: carbohydrate metabolic process. Lineage: Eukaryota; Fungi; Basidiomycota; Exobasidiomycetes; Exobasidiales; Cryptobasidiaceae. Bases 67 to 1107 code for a protein of 346 amino acids. Gene Ontology annotation, molecular function: hydrolase activity, acting on carbon-nitrogen (but not peptide) bonds. The transcript has 2 exons.